UGGAUUAUAAAUUCAUCAGUCCUGUCUCUUCUUCAGGAACCUUUUUUUUCUCAGCUCUGUCUUGCAGAUUCUGCCUCUUGUUGACCUUCCUCUGGGAUAAAGUUUUGAAUCCAAACUCUCAAGCUAUAAUAAAUAAAUGAUUGCACCAUUGAGGUCACUGUUCUAGCCUAAUUUUGCAAUUUGCAGUAUACAAUUCACCCACCCUUGCUCUCUUUGAGAGAAGCAUUUUACCUGCUGGCAUUCAGCAGUCUUCCAGCUAAAUAUUGGAGCCAACUGGCAAUUCUCUGGUGGUUCUGGGAAUCAAAAGGAAUCUGUUUGGACAUCUGCUUUUGAAUCUGAGAUUUCACUGAUGGCGGUUUCUACUAAGGAGAUACAUAAUCCACCCAGAAUGGCACAUGCAAGCCAAAACUAAGGACAGAAAAAGGGAUGAACUUGUCAAAAGUGCUGGAUGGACUGUACUGGACUGAAAGUCCUGGAUCUGUUGAACUGUUAUAGCAUAAGUAAUAGUGUGCAGGGCUCCCCCUGCCACCUUUUUGGGGCCAGAAGACACCUGUGAACCAGGCCAUCUGGUAGUGGUGGUUCUGGUGACGACCAAGUUGUUCAGCAGAACCUGGACGGAGACCGUUAGCUCACUUCACAUAGACACACAGCGAUUUCCAGUCACUGUGAGCUUGAGUAGACUUAGGCCAGUGCUCUUACCGCCCAUCACAUCCAAGGUAUAUUAUUCCUGUGGUGCAGAUUUGGAAUCCAUGGAAAGAGGUCUUAUUUUAUCACCAGGCUUUCCAAAUAACUACUAUCCAGGGACACACUGUGUUUGGCAGUUUUUCAUUCCUGUUAGAACCCAUCUUAUCCUGGAAAUUCUUGACUUUGAUGUAUUUGAGAGCUCAGAUGAAACUCCAGACCCUUGGGAUGGCUUUUCUUCUUCUAAAAGAAAAAAUAAGGAGAUGUUUCCUACUGAAGAAAACUCUGACCUUCCCGUCACUCUUGCUACUACAAAAUCCUCUGUUCUGGCUGGGAUGUCAAAGGCGAUCCAGAAACAUAGCAGCCCAGGAGCUCGGUCAAAGGGUCUUGCUGGCCGCUAUGAUGGAUUCCCAGUAACUACCUCCAAAAAAGAAGAAUACAAACAAACAUCUGAAGAAAAACAGUUCAGACAGAUGGAAGAACCCAAAGAAAUAUCUAAGGCUCAGCCAGAUGGACUGCCAUUCUCUGUGGCUGGCAAUACCACUACGCAGCAGCAAAAUAUCAGUGGCCUAGAGAUGAACAGAGAUUUGAAAGGGAAAGUCCUGCUUGCUCAUCUCACUGCUAGAAGGAGAGAUGAGGUCAUGGGAGAGAGUCAGACUCUCUCCACAACAGCCUUACCAAGAGGAAACUCCACCACCCAGCAGUCUUCAGCGGAUGUGUGUCCCCAUGAUGUCUUGUAUGUUUCUGACCUCAUCACAUUUUCCUCUCGCUUCUGUGGGACAAACUUGCCUUUAAACAAGACCAUGAUCUUCAGUUCAUCUCUGGAGAUGGUGGAGGUUAUUAUGGAGCUGAUCACGACCACGGAUCGUGGGAGGGGCUUUGCAAUGCUCUUUGAAUACAAGAACAUCACGGAACCUAAUGUCAUGGAUGUGGUGAGGCAGGAUGGAAAGGAAGACACAAUGAUGCUGGCAAUAAUAACUGGAAUUGUCCUCUUUGCACUUGUUCUUCUGUCUACCCUCUGCAUAACUUGCAGGCAGAAAAUGUGCCCCAAAAGGAACCCUUCCAGUGCACACAGUGACCAGGAGAAUGGGAUCCAGAACUCCGCCAUAGAUAUCAAUGAGCUCCAACUUGUGGUGCCAACUCGAGAGAAUGAAAACAACAAUCACACUGUCAGCGGGGACCAAGCUGUCACUUCCUCUGGAGGCUGCACAGAACACUCUUCUCGGCAUACUGACCCAGAUAUGCCCUCUUCUAUGUCUGCCGUGACCACUGAAACGGGGAGCGAUGAAGUAUUUAUUAUUUCAGCUGGCCCUGGUGCCAGCGGGUUGAGUUUUACCACAUACAAAAUACAGGACAAAAACCUAAAGAGAAGUGUCACAAGUCCAGCUUCUGUGUCAGACUGGCUGACUUCUGAUCAUAUGGCUCCAGGAGCAGGUACUGUGGAUAAAGGGAACACACAGGCAGAGAACCAUCAUCCAAGGCAACGGACAUGGAGCGCCCGCACAUUUCAUGACUUACUGACUCCGUUACCUCAGUUACAGAAAAAAUGGUAUAGCUGGACCACUAACAGCCCCUUCACUAAACUGGUAGACAGCAGCGGUCUUUCUACAUCCACAAGAAACCAGAGUGUAACAACCAGAAAAGUAAUUUCAGCCACUGAGAUAGAGGGAAUCUCAGAUAUUGUUUAUUCUGACUCGUCCAUCCGCACUGCAUCAUACCCACAAACCCAAUCUGCACAAAGGCAGGGGAAACUGAGCUCCUCCAGCUUGAAGAAAUCCAGGUUUGGGAACCCUUACUUUGGGUUUUUAACCAGCUCCCCUGAGUGCAAAGAGGUGAGGCCCUUGGAUCCCUCGAGACACGUGGGGGUGACACCUCCACUUGAUAACCAAAGCCAUGGCCUCCCUGGUCUCAAAAGCAACUUAAUCAACUGUUCAAAAACCAAGGAGCUCUCAAUAGAAAUGGACAAAUCCAAACCAGCUUUUGUUAUUUCUGAAGAAGGGGAUGACCAGCAGCCUCUGGUCCUCGCAGAGCACUUUAGUCAGUGUAGAGAUACUCUGUCUGAGCAAAAUGUUGUAUAUGCUUCAGUGAAGGCUAUACCUGAUAAACCACCAGUGGUCUUGAGUGUUCAGGGAGACAGCUCAGGCAGGCCUCCCAAUUUCAUGUUGGAUCUCCCCAUUUGGGAAAAGUUUCCCAAUUUAUAUGGCAAUCACAUGAAGACCGAUAGCUCUUCCAACGGCCAGUGCAGCUUGCCUAGUGCAGAUAACAAUACAAUUGAGUCACCAUGGAAUUUUGAUUCCUUAAGUGCUCAUACACUCUGUCAAACAUCGGUUCAAUGAGGCUUCCAGAGCGACUAAAGGAAUCUGCAAUAAGGACCAUAGCUGUUCACUUUUCUGCUGGAGAAGAAGCUGCUGUGCCUAUGGAGGGUAGCAAGUGUGGACAGAGACAACUUUUUUUUCUUCCCAUCAGCAGAUUGGAGUUAUGGGAAAAGGUAACCUAGCAAAGCACAAAACAAAAUCAUCUUUUCUCAUGAUCAGCUGGGCCUAAUAAUGUGCACGACAUGAUCUUGUUCUCAGUUCCAUUCUCCCACAUGAAAUUUUAAUUGUGGCUUAUGGAAGAGAGUGAUAAAGUGACUCCUCUAAAAAGGAGUCUAAUACUGAGUAACUGUGUUCUGGUACACUACAGGAAAACAAAUGAUCUGAGUGAUUACUUUAUGGCACAUGGUGGGGAAUGCAGACCAGUCCUCAGGGUCACUGUGGUGUCACCUUACUCUUUGCUACAUGUUAUGAACCAAAUUCUGCUCUCAGGUACACUUGCAUAAUCCCUACUGAUGUCAACUGAAGUUGCCUCCAGCUAUCCAAGAGUAGAAUUUGGACUUGCAUGUUUAUGUAUACUAUAUAUAAAGUAAAAUGUUUUAAAUAGUUGGUAACCUCUCCAAUUUAGUACAGUCUUGUUCAUAUCAGUCUUUGCUGUUUCCUUAGCAUUAAAGGGCACAUGUAGACCUUAGUCUAACAGUUUAGAGUGGUAAAAGCACAAUACAAGAGCGCACUCAGUCUGAUGCUAUCAAAAUAAUUAAUACUAAUUUCCAAUAUUAACCCUGUUAAAAUUUCUACACUGUUGGCUAGCACUGUGUAGGUCUGAAGAAUUAAGGGAGCACCCCUCAUGGCAAUAGGAGGGUGAAUACAAAAAAUACUAUUCACUAGCAAUAAAGUCUUUCAGCAUCCUGAUGCUUGCAGCUGCUAUUGUUUUAAUACUGUAACAACCAGCUAUUGCUGGUAAUGCAUACUGACUGCAGAAUUACUUCCUUUAGCAGGCAAGCCUUAAAAAAAAACAAACCAACAACAACAAGCAAACUAAGUUGGGCAGACUUCAUAGCCCUCUUUUGAAAUGAACUCCUUAGUAGCUAUGCCACCCUGAUUACAAAUCCAGCACAUGAAAUGGAAGACUGAACCAAAGGGAAGACUGGUAAUUCGAUUGCCUUUAAUAACCCAAUCCGUAUUUUAAUUGCCUCCCACUGUUAUUUUCCUGUCUUAGCAAGAAAUGUCUGCAUACUUACCCCGCAACUAAAAGCAUUUCACUUUCCUAAUUGAAAGGAUUGUGUCACAUAGAGCUAUGUGACUGCAGCUGGUUUAAGCUGUUCUAAAAAUGGAUAGAGGUCUCCAAAUAUGUGAUAAACAGAUGCCAAAGGUGGGAAAAAUCUUCAUGCAGUCUACCCUGUGUCCACAACACUAGGAAUCAAAUGAGUGAUCUUAAUAUUUCUAUGCCCAGACAUCUAAGCCUGCCUCUUGAAAUAUUUAACCCCAGUUUGGCCCUGAUUUAUUUAAGAUCUCACCUGCUAUUCCAGCUUCCAUCUACCACCUAUUAAUGUCUGAGCUGUACAACACAUGGUCUUAGUUUUGCCUAGCAUGUUUUAUGUGUAGAAAUAGAAGCAUUGCAUAUGGUACUGGUUGAGGAGGAAGAGAGUAUCCCAUAGUAACUUAUUUUUUUAAACAGAACUGCACAAGCAGGUUUCUGUUAAUUCUUAUUACUGCCAGCCUGCAUUGAGCUGAAUUUUAAAGCAUAAAAUUCUAGCUUCAGCUUUUUUUAAUUAAUGUUACAAGAACUAAAGGGAAGAGCUAAUAUACUUAGAAAGAAAUCUGCAGCGCUCUAUAUAUUUUAAUGAACUCUUUCCCUAUGUAUUGAGUUUCAUAUGUAACACUUGCAUUGUAAUGCAGCAUCAUUAUGCUUUGUUGUUUUUAGACUUCAACUUGCAAAAUAAAUAUGAAAGUAUUAAAAAAAAUACUUUUGGAAAACACUCAUGACCAGUUACCUUCGAUAAUUGCUUGGGUGGGGAGAGGGAGAAUGAAGGUUGUUUUUUUUCCAAUGAGUGUUUGUUAAUGUAUGAAUUUCUUUAGUUGAAUAAACUGCCUUGGCAUUA
Gopherus evgoodei (Goodes thornscrub tortoise) is the source of this 5095-nucleotide messenger RNA. RefSeq lists its product as uncharacterized. Bases 750 to 3017 code for a protein of 755 amino acids. The record is from RefSeq and is a predicted model, not a curated record. NCBI's taxonomy places the organism in Eukaryota, Metazoa, Chordata, Testudines, Testudinidae. The transcript has 7 exons.